Triticum aestivum (bread wheat) is the source of this 3178-nucleotide messenger RNA. RefSeq names its product extensin. The record is from RefSeq and is a predicted model, not a curated record. Bases 84 to 947 code for a protein of 287 amino acids. The transcript is spliced from 4 exons. NCBI's taxonomy places the organism in Eukaryota, Viridiplantae, Streptophyta, Magnoliopsida, Poales, Poaceae.
AGAAGGGAAUAAAAAAUAACUAUUACUCACCCAGGCUAUUCUGUUACUAGUAUUCUGUUACCGUCGGUCCCUUAUAGAGCCCGAUGAAAAUGAACAGGCAGCCCAGCCCAACUCCACGAGCACAUCGUCCCCCACCCCCAGUAACCUCUCCCGGCUACCUCCUAUCGCUGCCGCCCCCACCUUCUCAGUGGAUUUCGCCGGCGCCUCGCCCCCACCUACUCCGCUGCUCCCGCCGGCACCUCGCGCCCACCUACUCCGCGGCCCCCGCCGACGCCUCGCCCCCACCUUCUCCGCAGCUCCCGCCGGCGCCAGGCUCCCCAUGUGGCGGCUGCCUUCCUUCCGCCAACCGGCCACCUCCCGCUUCAGACAGUUCGGGCAUCGCCCCUCCGCCUCCUUCUGGCUGCCCUCGGCGACGCUCCAGCCGCCACUCCGCCUCAUCCCCGGUGGGAGGUCCUUCACCAAUCCGUCCAGCGGUCCAAACCCACCGCCCGAGGCCGUUCACCUUCGCAACACCCCUUUUCAGCAGCCAUCGUGAGAUGCCUAGGUGUUCAGUCCAGCUCCUGCAACCAACACGGGUCAUUGCCCUUUUUGCCACAACGGCAGCAGCACAAACACGAGCGUGGUCGUCCUCAAACCGGUUCCUCACGCGGCCUCCGCGCAAGCCCUGCUCAUCAGUUCAACAGGGGCGCGGGGUUCAGUUCGACGGUCACGAGCCAGGGUUUAUUUCUUUUCUUAUUUGUAUUGCUUGGUCGUCAGGUCGCAGCCUCUUCCUUCUGCAGGCCAUGCCCCAUCCCCCCAUUCCCGCAGCGACCAGGCCAUUCACUGCCAGUUCCACAGUCCGUUCACUGCCGACAGCCAAGGCCGUUCAACGACGUAGCGACGAGCUAAGGUGUUGUACUGCUCUAUUAUGUACAUCCGGGCAUGAUGCACAGAAUAAAACAUUAUGAGAUCCUUGGUUUACUUACAGGCAGGUCAUCAGUUCAAACCUAACACAGAAACUCCUUGCUUGGCAUUCGAGCUCUUAUUUUCCCAAGACUAGUACUGGUAAAUGUUAUUUCACUAUGUAUUCUUUCCUCAUUCCAUAGAGAAACAUGGGAAUAGUUCGAUCGUGUUGGAUAGAUAGUUCAAUUUUAUAUAUCAUAAGAAGAAAAGAACAUGUUUUGUAUAGGAGAAAAUCAAAAACAUUAUUAGCAACUCACUUUGUAUUCUACCAUCAGUUCUGUCUGUGUUAGAGAGAGGGUUCGGUGUCUCAUUGUUUUCACUUGCCCCCCAAAAAAUGUUAUGUUGCAGAUUAGGAACAUUGUAUUUACAUUUUUUUAAACAAAGAACUAAUCAGUUCAUAUAAGUUCAAAAAGACAAAGCGUCGAAAGUUCAAUUGAAAGCUCUCACCAGCGUCGUGACCUCCCCCAGCCAGCCCCCAUGGCUUGCCUCGAUGGUGCCCCCAAGCCGUUCUAGAACCACCAUGAUGAAUAGAAAUCCAUCCAACUAUUUACUUAUGCCCUCAUGAUCAUUUUAUUGUAUAAAUGUGCCUUUUCUGUUGGACUCUCCUUAUUUGCUUGUCAAAAUUUAGUUUUAGUCCACUACAAUUUCCAUGAGUGGAUUUAAAAACCAACAAAUGCACAGAUUAAAAAUGCAUACAACAACUACAAAAUAUCAAUUUAGUUCGGUCCAAAUUGUAAUUUUAGUUCAGUCCAAUUCCUAGUUUUACUUCAGUACAAAUUCCAAUUUUAGUUUAAUUCAAUUCUUGUUUUUUACCUCUAUUCAAUUUUACUUCAAUUCAAUUCAAUUUUUAGUUUAGUUAACUUCAAUUCUUAUUUUUUGUUUACUUGGACAAGAAGUUCAAUAUUAAAUGCCCAGAUAGUGCCUGGAAAAAGUGAAGAUAGGUUUGUAGUGAUGUUUAUGAUAGACUGGUAGUUGAAAGAUUUAGAGGUAAAAAAUAUUUUCUUGCAAUCUGCUGAAUGUUUCAAUUUGUUGCGUGCGAAUUUUGUUAUAGCAAAAAACUGAAUGGUGGGUAAGAUGACUAGUUAUGGCAAAAACAGUGAAACAAAGUUUUUUUAAAUCUCGGGUUAAUACAUGAACAUGGUCAUCUUUUUACAUGUACUUACAUCAGCUCGUCAGAGCUGUUCGUGUACUUGUAACACAAUCAACUCAGAUUUUGAGAUACUAUAAGUUCAGAGAAAAAAAAGGAGGCCGUUCACCCUUACAACCUCAAGUCGUUGACCUCCGCCGAACGAGGCCGUGCGACGACGCAACGAUCAGGCCAUCCACCUCUGCCACAGGAGGCCGUUCGAUGAUGCAGCGCUCAGGACGUUGUGUUUUUUUCAGUACAUGUUUUGUGUGUUUUCAAGUUCACCUACUUAACGAUAUUAUGUCCAAUUUCCCCUUUGUUUACAUGUUGUUCCUAUAGUACAAUAGGUGUUUCUGUUAUGCCUUAAUAAGCACUUAAGAAAACCUUGUAUGGAUCGAAACUACCAUAUGCUCUAUUCUAUUCUUGUAAAUGAAGCUCCACUUCUGUUUUGUUUGAAGUUACUUGGCAUAAAAAUUAGUAUAUGUUUUAUUGUAAAAACAUAUAUAAAAUGUCUUGAUGAAUGCUAGCAGAAAUCUGAAAAUAAACUCAGCACAGUUCCUAUAUUUUAUUCAAGUUCGAAGCUAAACAUUUCUAACAAGUUAUCGCUCCUUGCAGGAUACACACUAUUCAUCGCAUUUGUCAUCGAGCGAUUGCACCCCUAUCUUCAGAAGCUCAUCACCAUGAGGAAAUCAUUCAACACCUCCCAGAGAGGAGGUUGAAAAAUUCCAAAUGGAGUUCAAACAUGAAUUUGAGAAAAUGAUUCCCCGGCUAAGUUCGAAAAAUGUCAUUCUGUGAAGUUCGGCUAUUCAGCCAAUGGUGGAGUUGCAAUUUUGUUUCUUAUGUACAUACAUGAAUUGAAUGUAAUCAACGAAAAGAAACAUAUGUUGAUUCUCCAAGUUAGAGUUCAUUUUUAUUUUCUUACAAAGUAGCAAAACUUCCUUUGUGGGUGAGUAUAGCUUAUGUGCGAUCUUGUGUUCACUAAUCUUGUAGUAUUGUUUUUACAGGGAUCUUUCUAGUACUUUGUAAAGAAAGCGUGAUCCAUUUGUAAAAAUAUGGCAAAAGACAUCCUUCACUCUUGCAGUCUUUUGCUAAAAAAUGUUUUAAGUUCAA